AUGACCGGCUGCGCACAAAGACACAUUUUACAACACGAACGGGCACUGGUUAUCACUAUUGGGACAAUGGCGGUAUUGUCUGUGAUAGGCGGACCUAGAAAUCUAACUGGAGCCGCGGAUAUAUUGAGAACGCAGACCGACAAUACAGCGAGUGAAA
Ambispora gerdemannii is the source of this 157-nucleotide messenger RNA. NCBI's taxonomy places the organism in Eukaryota, Fungi, Glomeromycota, Glomeromycetes, Archaeosporales, Ambisporaceae. The record is from the annotation of a GenBank genome assembly.